AUGCCAUCUACUCUAUACAAGCAAAGCUCUAAUUUUACGCAUUCCACCGGUUCGUUUCUGAAAAGCGCACCUGUUGAGCUAACCACGGUGUCCGGGUACAACGAUUUCAUCGAAAGGCUGAACAAGAAGGACGGUGGCCAAAUAUCGACCAUUUUAAGCGAAGAUAAAUCACAGGGAUAUGUCCUUCAGGACGGUGAGACGAUCGCUACGAUACACGGCGAAGCUAAGGAUUACUUGUUGAGUCUGGGUGGCGUGACGGACCAAUAG
This is a messenger RNA of Torulaspora globosa, 267 nucleotides long. RefSeq lists its product as uncharacterized. The record is from RefSeq and is a predicted model, not a curated record. Lineage: Eukaryota; Fungi; Ascomycota; Saccharomycetes; Saccharomycetales; Saccharomycetaceae. The transcript has a single exon. The coding region runs from base 1 to 267 and encodes 88 amino acids.